Messenger RNA from Tigriopus californicus, 957 nucleotides. RefSeq lists its product as uncharacterized. The transcript has a single exon. The coding region runs from base 86 to 892 and encodes 268 amino acids. Gene Ontology annotation, biological process: response to heat; protein complex oligomerization; response to salt stress. NCBI's taxonomy places the organism in Eukaryota, Metazoa, Arthropoda, Copepoda, Harpacticoida, Harpacticidae. The record is from RefSeq and is a predicted model, not a curated record.
CCCUUCUACAUUCACCAUCAGUAAAAGACAAGAAAGACAAAAGUGCGACUAGUAGUCAAAUACCGCUACCAUUAAGUGACCCAAAAUGGAUCUCUUCCUACCCAUGCUCUUCGACGACGACCUUCUUAUGCCCAAUAAUCCCUGGGGCCAUCGUGCUCAAUCUCGAGGGGCUUAUCCAUCCCUGAGAUACUUCUACCAUCCCCAAACUCAUGCUGGCCAUCAACUCCAGAAGCGAGAGCCUUUGGAGUGGAAAGAGGAAGGCGACCAAUAUGUGCUGGAAGUCAAGGCCAGUGGAUUCCAGAAAGACCACUUCAAGUUAAGCUUGGACUCUGAGCAGGGUUACCUCCGAGUCAUGGCCAACACGCACGAUAAAUCCGAAGAGGGUGUGGUCACAUCCAAGCAAUUCACCAAAGCCUUUGCUCUGCCCGAUCGUUGCAAACUGGCCGAGUUGAAGUCCGAGUACAAGGACGGCGUGUUGAAGGUCAUGGUGCCCAAGGCCGAGCCGCCCAAGCGCGAGGCCCACCCUCUGGAAUCGACCUUUGAAAUCAUUCCCAAGCUGUUGGGUGGUGAUCUCUUCAAAGGGCAAGAGAUCCACGACACCGAGGACAGUUUCGAGGUCAAGAUGUCAUUGAGCGGAUUCAAGCCCGAGCAAUUGAAUGUGGAGGUCAGUCCCGAGGGUGUGCUCACCAUUGCCGGCAAGAUGGAGGAGAAGAACGAGGAUGGAACUACUCGCAAUCGGGAGAUUUGCAAGUCGUUUGCCUUGCCGAAGAACUGCAAGGUGGAUGAGGUGGGAUCCAAAUUUUCCAAGGAUGGUCAGCUGACUGUGACUGCUCCCAAAGAUUCGGCCAAGACUGUUAAGGGACACCGAAAACUCCAAAUCCAAAGUGAAUAAUGUUCUGUGACUGAAUUGUAUUUUGCUGUGAAUUGUCAAAUUAAAAUCUUUUUGUUGUUAUUUUA